This is a messenger RNA of Sorex araneus (European shrew), 4191 nucleotides long. RefSeq names its product NXPE family member 4. NCBI's taxonomy places the organism in Eukaryota, Metazoa, Chordata, Mammalia, Eulipotyphla, Soricidae. The coding region runs from base 815 to 2404 and encodes 529 amino acids. The record is from RefSeq and is a predicted model, not a curated record. The transcript is spliced from 10 exons.
UGCGGGUCCUCUGGGCAGUGGGCAGCAGCGAGAGGGGAGCCCUGGCGCUGGGGGGGCAGUCCAGAAGGCUCCCCAGGAGACCGGGGGAAGGGCGGCCUGGCCCCCACGGUGGCCCAGCCCCCGGGCUGCUCAUUAUGGUAACAGUGGCCGCGCAGGCGGGAACCAUGGAAACGGUUAGUGAAGAGGAGAGAAGCUGAUUGCUGUUGUCGAGCACAACUAUCCUUCAGGAAAGAAAGUGAAAUUGUUCUGCAACCAGAGGAUGAGGAAGAGAAUUCAUGGACAGCAGGCGGGAAGGGAAAGAACUGCCAAAAGAAAACUUCAUACAGAAGGGAAAUCCCAUCAGCAGAUCUGACUGUUGAGAACAAAGGAAGAACAACCAAAAUGGCCCCUUCAGAGAGAAACUUGAAGAACGUUCUGGAACUCACCAGACAUACCCAGAGCCCCACCCUGAACCUUGGAAGAGGCCCAAGCAAAUGAAGUUUCCUGGCUAAAGUUUUCUUCUCUAAUUCAAACCCAGAUGUGACUCCACAGCCCAAGCUCAUCAUCCUGCCUCAUCAGUAAAAGAACCAGGACCAGAAUUCAGAUGGACCAAUCCUGCCAGUUCAAUGUCCGCAGCAGAGCCUGGUGUUCCCCUGCUGAAAGUAUGCAGACUCCACUUUUUCCCAGGGAUCUGCUUGGUCACCAAGGAGAGAGACCUCAGUAGGACACUGCUGGAUUCAAAACAACACCUCAGCAUCCAGCUCAUUGAAGCAUAGAAUCGAACAUUCUGGGAGAGCAUGAAAAUAUCUGCAAAACCCGGACCCUCGCCGUGAUAAUGAAUGUGGCAACUCCCAGGUCGCUGUUGAUACUCCUGCUCCUCGCAGCCGUCUGGAUCACGUACACCGUUUAUCAGAAGUCCACAAAGUGGUGCAGAGAGACCCACUUCACCAUCGCUGCCUCCCCGCUGGGACCCGCACCCGCACCUGCAGUGCCUGAGCCUAGUGUCAGGAGGAUCGUGGAGGAGCUCGACCAGCUCAUCCCAGCCCGGCCCUUCACCCACGUGAGCGCCACCACCAGCGCCUCACACAGCACAGCCACCAUCCUCCACCCCCGAGACACGUACUGCAGGGGGGACCGACUGGACGUCCUGCUCCAGGCCAGGGACCACUUGGGGCGCAGGAAGGAGUAUGGCGGGGAUUUCCUGAGGGCCCGGAUAUCCUCCCCAGCCCUGAAGGCCGGUGCCUCGGGGAAGGUGACCGAUUUCCACAACGGCACCUACCUGGUCAGCUUCACCCUGUUUUGGGAGGGCCCGGCCUCCCUGUCUGUCCUGCUCAUCCACCCCAGCGAGGGCGUGUCGGCGCUCUGGAGGGCCAGGAACCAAGGCUACGACAAGGUGAUCUUCAUGGGCCAGUUUGCCAGCGGGACUUCCUCUGUCAGCACUGAGUGUGGCCUGGCUUUAAACUCAAGUGCCGAAUUGUGUGAGUAUCUGGACGUCCGAGACCACGAAGCCUUCUAUUGCGUGAGGCCACCAGGCCUGCCGUGCGCAGCACUCACCCUCAUGCAUUCCAAAAACAAGGACAUUUCUUAUCUCAGCAAACAAGAGAAAAGCCUCUUUAAAUUGUCAAAUAUAGGUGUCGAGAUCAUGGACAGUCACACCACCAUUCACGUCUCCACAUGCAGCAAUAAAGAAGUUCCAGUGAAAGAAAAAUGCAAGCGUGGAAUGGCAGCCGCAGUGCCCAGUGGGCACGUCUGGAGAGACUCAUGGAAUCCUGUCUCCUGUCACCUGGCUCCAAUCCCACCAAGGGAAUGCCUGAGAGGGAAGUUCAUUCUCCUACUGGGAGAUUCCACCAUCCGCCAAUGGAUGGAGCACUUUGUAAGGAACAUGAACACUCUCAAGUCGGUGGAUCUGCACGAAUCUGGGAAACUGAAAAACCAACUUGCUGUGGACUUGGAUAGGAACAUCAACAUCCAGUGGCAAAAACACAGUUACCCUUUGAUCGGCUCCCUGACCUAUUCUGUCAAAGAGAUGGAGUACAUGGCCCGGGCCAUCGACAGGACUGGAGGCGGCAAAGACACUGUCAUCGUCAUCUCCCUGGGCCAGCAUUUCAGACCCUUCCCCAUUGACGUUUUUAUCCGAAGGGCCCUCAACGUCCGCAAAGCUGUCCAGCGUCUUCUUCUGCGGAGCCCUGACACUCAGGUGUUCAUCAAGGCAGAAAAUAUCCGGGAGCUGAAACCUGACGUGGAGCGGUUCACGGACUUCCAUGGCUACGUCAAUCAUCUGGCCAUAAAGGACAUUUUUCGGGAUCUCAAUGUGAGCAUCAUUGAUGCCUGGGAUAUUACCAUCGCAUAUGGCACAAACAACGUCCACCCCCCUGACUUUGUUGUUAAAAACCAGAUUGAUAUAUUUUUGAACUAUCUCUGCUAGAGAGCACACGUCUCGGAAAUCCAUUCCCAGACACCACUGAAGUGUCUGCUGUCAAAUGCUGCACAGGGCUCUGAGUUCCCGGUUAAGAUGGAGCAAUGCUGGAGCCAUGAUCUACCUAUUCAGUCAAGUCAGUUAUUUCUAACCAGGGCUUCCACUUAUAAUUUUUUUGUUGUUUUGGGCCACACCCAGUGGUGCUCAGGGGACCAUCAGGGUGCAAGGAUCAAACCCCCGGUUGGCAGUGUACAAGGCCCAAUUCGUUGAACUCUCCAACCCCCAAAUAUUUUUAUAUUAAAUUAAAGAAGACAUAAUUCUUGAUCAGUGUUUUAUCCCUCUUUACCGAUGAGAAGUCAAGCCCUAAUAGUUACAAGUUCUCUGGUCCAUGAAAAUGCAUGCAAAAAAGUCAUUAUGAAAUUGUGUUUUAAUAAGUCACCCCAUUUCCACCUCUCGAGACAAGUUCCCAAUGAAUUCCAAGUGAGGAGAAGAGAAUCGUUCUAUUGCUUGGGAAGCAAUGGAAUUCCAAGCAAGGCAACAAGACACUGAAAAUCCCAAUUUUCCCUCCCUCCACACAGGAACAGCUACGGCUAAUCACAGCUAGUCUGAUUCCACAGCAUUUUUCUUUCAGACCUACAGAGAAACAGAGGGAAUUCCCAGAGCUGGGCUUUACUUGGCUUGUGGCCAGGAGUUUUAUAACUCUCGUUGGUUUGUUUUCUGGGGUCAGUUUCCCAAAAGAAGCAGUUAGGCUAAGAUGAGUGAUUUUUCCAACCUUGCUCUGGGCUGGUUGGGGUGCCUGAAAUGCUAGUUCUGGUCUUACCUGGCGGGGCCAGAGAUAGGGUGCCUGGUGGAUAGCACUUGAAGAUUCUGUCAAUACCACCCGAACCAUCAGUCCAUUUUACAGAUAUGAGUACUGGGCUCUGGGACUUGUUAGUUUGGAGAAAGCUUCACUACUUAAAAUGUGUUAUGUAGAAAAUAAGUAUUUGUGGCUAAGAGUACAUACACAUUUUAAUUGAUAGGUCUUCCCAUAACCUUAUCCAAAAAGUGAUUGAUCUGUGCUUGUCAGCUAAGGUAAUAGAACUGUAAAGUGACAGUAUCAGAUUCUUCCUUAAUGUUUCCCUCUAACCCAGUCCCAGAGACCACGGAGUCCUGACCUGCUCUUACUUCCAGUAGGAAUAAACCAUGACAAGAGGAACAUCUCAAAUGUAUUUACUUGUCUCUGGGCAAGGAAAAAUAAUACAUUUUGGCUUAUUAGCCCAUAAACCACAGUUCAUUCACUGGUCAGCAUCAGCUUGGAUGGUCCGAGCGUGACCCCACACAAGAAUGGCCGUGCUCUUUAGAAAUCCACCAGUCCAAAAGGACCAGGCGUUCUCUGCCACCAAAACACAUGGUCACUGAAGGUGAAAGAUGUAAGUGUAAAAUAAUUCUAAACUGCUACUGUAGUGUGAACAGCAUAUAAGCAGGGCAGGUGAUGGAGAUGACUGGCUAGAGCAAUUACAGAAUCUCAAAGGAGGAGACUUUCAAGUGAGACCAAAACAAUGAAACAAUUGGCAGGUGUAAAACCCCCGAGAGGCAACAGAGCUGGGUUGUUUAAAGGCCUGGAGAAUCAUCAAGGAGAGAAACAAGGAGGGGAGAAAAGUUAGGCGGAUGGGCUGCAUCGUGCAUGACCUUCCCAUCAGUGACAGGGAGUUUCCAUUUUAUCCUGAUUAGACAGCAAAGCAACAGGCAGAUAGAGGGGGGGAGGGAGUAAUAGGUGAGAAGGAGGGAGGGGGUGUGGGGAGGGGCUUGUGAUCCUU